Messenger RNA from Aspergillus chevalieri, 3540 nucleotides. It is a transcript of the gene SMC2, whose product is annotated as condensin subunit SMC2. Gene Ontology annotation, cellular component: chromosome. The record is from RefSeq and is a predicted model, not a curated record. NCBI's taxonomy places the organism in Eukaryota, Fungi, Ascomycota, Eurotiomycetes, Eurotiales, Aspergillaceae. Bases 1 to 3540 code for a protein of 1179 amino acids. Gene Ontology annotation, molecular function: protein binding; ATP binding; ATP hydrolysis activity. The transcript is spliced from 5 exons. Gene Ontology annotation, biological process: chromosome organization.
AUGCGGAUUACAGAAAUUGUCAUUGACGGCUUCAAAUCGUACGCCGUGCGUACAGUCGUCUCAGGAUGGGACGAAUCCUUCAACUCGAUCACUGGCCUGAACGGCAGUGGUAAAUCCAACAUCCUCGAUGCGAUUUGCUUUGUCCUCGGUAUUACGAACAUGACCACGGUCCGGGCGCAGAAUCUCCAAGAUCUUAUCUACAAACGUGGCCAAGCCGGUGUGACGAAGGCCAGUGUGACCAUCGUCUUUGACAAUCGCGAUACCGCGAAAUCCCCGAUCGGUUUCGAGGAAUACGCGACUAUCUCAGUGACACGACAGAUCGUUCUGGGCGGUACGAGCAAAUAUUUGAUUAACGGUCAUCGCGCGCAGCAGCAGACGGUGCAGAAUCUCUUCCAGAGUGUUCAGCUGAACAUCAACAACCCCAACUUCCUUAUUAUGCAAGGUCGAAUCACGAAGGUUCUGAACAUGAAGGCUGUUGAGAUUCUUUCCAUGAUCGAAGAGGCAGCGGGUACGCGAAUGUUCGAGGAUAGGCGAGAGAAGGCGGGCAAGACAAUGGGCAAAAAAGACCUGAAAUUGCGCGAAAUCGAGGGACUACUAAAGGAAGAAAUCGAACCCAAACUCGAGAAACUCCGUGCCGAGAAGCGUGCUUUCCUCGAUUUUCAACAGACCCAGAACGACCUGGAGCGGUUAACGAGGCUGGUUGUCUCCCACGACUACAUCCGAGGCAACGAACGGUUACGGGUUGCUGGAGAGGAGUGCGAAAACAAAAGGCAAAAGGUCCAAACACUUGAGGAUAAUGCAUCUAAACUGAAGAACGAGAUCGGUCACCUGGAGGAGGAUGUUAAGCGGGUGCGGACAGCUCGCGAUAAAGAGUUGCGGAAAGGAGGUAAAUUCCAGGGUCUUGAAGAUGAGGUCAAGGCCCAUUCGCAUGAGCUAGUCCGACUGACGACUGUUUUCGACCUCAAGAAUGCCAGCAUUGCAGAAGAGAAGGAAAGGCAGAAGCACAAUAAAAAGACUGUAAACGACCUUGAGAAGCUUCUCAAAGAAAAGAAGGACGUCUAUGAUAAACUGCAAGCGCAAUACGACACUGCGAAGGCGGAGCUCGACGCUCAGACCGCUGAGGUAGAGCAGAAAGAAGAAUUGCUCCAGUCGUUACAGACUGGUGUCGCAUCCAAGGAAGGUCAGGAAAGCGGGUAUCAAGGACAAUUGCAGGACGCCCGAAACCGUGCUAGCGGUGCCGCUACAGAGCAAGAGCAAGCCAAACUCAAAAUUGCUCAUCUGGAAAAGAGGGUCAAAGAAGAGGAGCCGCGCGCCAAAAAGGCAAAGCAACAAAACUCUGGUCUUUUGGAAGACCUAGAGGGACUGAAGUCGCAGGCCAAGAAACUGGAAUCUGAGCUCACGAAGCUUGGGUAUGAACCUGGUAAAGAAGAACAGAUAUACCAGGAACAAGGUAGCCUGCAGAAGGAUAUCCGUGAACUGCGCGGACGAGCCGAUGAGCUCAAGAGAAGGGUGGCCAACAUCGACUUCAACUACACAGACCCGUACCCCGGCUUUGACCGAUCCAAAGUCAAGGGCCUAGUUGCUCAGCUCUUUACCCUGGACAAAGAGAAGAUCCCCGCUGCGACAGCGCUGGAAAUCUGCGCUGGAGGUCGCCUGUACAACGUUGUUGUUGAUAACUCUGAAACCGGUACUCAUUUGCUUCAGAAAGGGAAACUGCGCAAGCGAGUGACCAUCAUCCCGUUGAAUAAGAUCUCUUCUUUCAGGGCAUCCGUGGAGAAGAUUGGCGCAGCACAGAACCUUGCACCCGGCAAGGUUGAUCUUGCCUUGGAGCUGAUUGGGUACGAUGAAGAGGUUACGGCCGCUAUGAAUUAUGUGUUUGGCAACACGCUGGUUUGCAAGGAUGCGGAUACGGCAAAGCGAGUGACUUUCGAUCCAUCUGUGCGUAUGAAGAGCGUUACUCUCGAUGGUGAUGUUUAUGAUCCAUCGGGUACUUUGUCUGGAGGUAGCGCACCGAACUCGAGUGGAGUACUCGUCACCCUGCAAAAAUUGAACGAAAUCACCCGAGAAAUCCGGACAAAGGAGCGUCACUUGGCGAGCUUGGAGGAGAAUAUGAGAAGGGAGAAGAAGAAGCUCGACGCUACGCGCGCGCUCAAGCAAGAAUUAGACCUCAAGACCCACGAGAUCAAGCUCACAGAAGAGCAAAUUAGCAACAACUCGUCGUCUUCUAUCAUUCAGGCCGUUGAGGAAAUGCGAGCGAACAUCGAACAGUUGAAGAAGGACAUUACCAACGCCAAGGCUCGACACAGCGAAGCGACCAAGGAUAUUAAACGAAUCGAGAAGGAUAUGAGCGAAUUUAAUGACAAUAAAGACAGCAAGCUCGCAGAAUUGCAGGCUUCGGUCGAUUCGCUUAAAAAAAAUCUUUCUAAGAACUCCAACGCCGUCAAGACCUUGCAAAAGGAACUCCAGAGCUCGCGGUUGGAAUCCGAGCAGGUUGGAAGCGACCUCUCAGCGGCUGAGGAACAGAGUGCAGAGGUCGAGAAUACCCUCAAGGUCCAGAUUGAAGAGAUCGAGUCGAUGAAGAGAGAACAAGCCCGUAUAAAGGAUGCCCACGAUGUUGCUCAAGCUCAGCUCGAUGACGAGAGAGCCAAGCUGACUGGCUUCGAUGAAGAACUGCGGGAACUCGAGACAGCGAUCCAGACCAAGAACUCCCGGAUCACCGAAGAGGGUCUUGAAAUGCAGAAACUUGGGCACCAGCUUGAGAAGUUGCAGAAAGACCAGCAUGUUGCCGCUCAGGCCGUUGCUCAUAUGGAAUCGGAACAUGAGUGGAUUGCUGAUGAAAAGGACAAUUUCGGACGCCCCAAUACUGUUUACGACUUCAAGAACCAGAACAUUGCGGAAUGCAAGUCAACGCUGCGCAACGUUACCGAAAGAUUCCAGGGAAUGAAGAAGAAGAUCAAUCCGAAGGUCAUGAACAUGAUUGACAGCGUUGAGAAGAAAGAAGCUGCGUUGAAGAACAUGAUGAAGACCGUGAUCCGCGACAAGCGUAAGAUCGAAGAGACCAUCAUCAACCUGAACGAAUAUAAGAAGGAAGCUCUUCAUAAGACUUGGGUUAAGGUCAAUGCCGACUUUGGUCAGAUUUUCUCGGAGCUUCUGCCCGGCAGCUUUGCGAAGCUGGAUCCUCCUGAAGGCAAAGACAUCACCGAUGGUCUGGAAGUUAAAGUCAGUCUGGGUAAGGUGUGGAAGCAAAGUCUAACUGAACUGAGUGGUGGUCAACGAUCUCUGAUCGCCCUCUCGCUGAUCAUGGCUCUCCUGCAAUUCAAACCCGCUCCGAUGUACAUUCUGGACGAAGUCGAUGCUGCGCUUGACCUGUCUCACACGCAGAACAUCGGUCGUCUGAUCAAGACCCGGUUCAAGGGAUCGCAGUUCAUCAUCGUCUCUCUUAAGGAUGGUAUGUUCCAGAACGCGAACCGGAUCUUCCGGACCAGGUUCAGUGAAGGAACGAGUAUCGUCCAAGCGUUGACUCCUGCUGAUAUGAAGUAG